This is a messenger RNA of Ixodes scapularis (black-legged tick), 1980 nucleotides long. RefSeq names its product cyclic nucleotide-gated cation channel alpha-3 (gene CngA). Lineage: Eukaryota; Metazoa; Arthropoda; Arachnida; Ixodida; Ixodidae. The record is from RefSeq and is a predicted model, not a curated record. The coding region runs from base 1 to 1980 and encodes 659 amino acids. Gene Ontology annotation, molecular function: protein-containing complex binding; intracellularly cGMP-activated cation channel activity; intracellularly cAMP-activated cation channel activity. The transcript is spliced from 5 exons. Gene Ontology annotation, cellular component: plasma membrane; intracellular cyclic nucleotide activated cation channel complex. Gene Ontology annotation, biological process: monoatomic cation transmembrane transport.
AUGCUGCAAGGUGUCCAGUUUAGUGUCCUCUACUAUAAAGGUGACUUGGAACUCCUGGAGAACGGUGUUCCGACGCCGUCCAAUCGCAGCAGCACCUGCUCGGAGAUCGUGCGCAUCGAACAGAUGGCCAGCGACCAAGACUCGCAGUCCGAGACCAAGCUGGGAAAAUACAUCAGCAGGAUCAGGGGCCUGAAGAAAUGGGCGGUUCGACACAAGAAGCACAAGGAACCGGACCGUCCGGAUUCUUUCCUGGAGAAGUUCGCCAUGGGCCAGAUGGGCGAGGAAGGCGGCGACGCCCCCAAAGAGGAACCGGGCACCAAGCAGAGUUUUUUCGAGAAACACAGGCAGUCCUUCGUGGUGGACCCUUCGGACAACUUCCACUACCGCUGGCUGUCGGUCAUCAGCGCGGCGGUGCUGUACAACGUGCUGGUGAUUGUCGGCCGCAGCGUGUUCUGGGAACUCCAGAACGCCAUGCCCGUGGCCUGGUAUGUCUUCGACUACACCUGCGACGGCAUCUACCUUCUCGACAUGGUCUUCCACGCGAGAACGGGCUACCUCGAACAAGGGCUCCUCGUUCGCAACACGCGCAAGCUGAUCAAGCAGUACACCACGUCGCUGCAUUUCAAGUUGGACAUCCUGAGCCUAAUCCCGACAGACCUCUCGUACUUUUUCUUCGGCGUCGAGUGUAACGUCCAAGUCCCCUGCGUUGUGAUCGUUCGUCUGAAUCGGCUCUUCAGGGCCUAUCGAAUGCAAGAGUUUUCUGACAGGACGGAGGCACGGACCAACUUUCCGUACGCCUUCCGCAUCGGCAAACUCAUCUUCCUCAUUCUGGUGAUCAUCCACUGGAACGCCUGCCUCUAUUUCGCCGUGAGCUACGCCAUUGGCUUCGGAACAGACAGCUGGGUCUACAAGAACAUCACCCUUCCUGUGUACAGUACCUUGAGGCACCAAUACAUCUACAGCUUCUACUGGUCUACCUUAACCUUGACUACCAUUGGGGAAGUGCCUAUUCCGGAGAAGGAUCCAGAGUACGUCUUUGUGGUCAUAGACUUUCUCGUGGGCGUUCUCAUCUUUGCCACUAUCGUCGGCAACGUCGGCAGCAUGAUAACUAAUAUGAACGCUGCCAGAGCCGACUUCCAGCAUCGCAUGGACAGCGUCAAGCAGUACAUGGAGUUCCGAAAGGUCAGCAAAGAGCUCGAGAACCGCGUGAUCAAGUGGUUCGACUAUCUCUGGACGAAUAAGCAGUCUCUGGACGAGGACAAGAUUACGUCCAUGCUUCCGGACAAGCUAAAGGCGGAGAUUGCCAUUCACGUCCACCUGGACACUCUAAAGAGGGUGAGGCUUUUCCAAGACUGCGAACCUGGACUCCUAGUACAGCUGGUCUUGAAGCUAAGGCUGCAGGUCUUUAGCCCUGGAGACUACAUAUGUCGAAAGGGAGACGUCGGUAAAGAAAUGUACAUUGUCAAGAGGGGUAAGCUAAGCGUGGUGGGUGACGAUGGACGCACAGUGUUUGCGACGCUGAGCGACGGCAGUGUCUUCGGAGAGUUAAGCAUUCUGAACAUCUCCGGCAACAAGACGGGCAACAGAAGAACGGCCAACGUCCGUAGCGUGGGUUAUUCGGACCUUUUCUGCUUGUCCAAGGAAGAUCUCUGGAUUGUUCUGGAGGAGUACGCCGAGGCAAAGAAGAUGUUGAUUGAACGAGGAAGGAACAUUCUUCGGCGGGACGGACUCCUGGACGAAGAGGCCAUCAAGGUCGCCGAAGAAGAGCAAGAGACGCUGAAAGGAAAGUGCGAGCGGCUCGAGAAGUCGCUGGACCAUCUGCAGACAAGGUUCGCAAGGCUGCUCGCCGAGUACAUGGCGUUCCAAGUAAAGAUGAAGCAGCGGAUUACCAAGCUGGAGGGCAAUAGUGCGGACGAUGAGGACAAGGAGCCGCCUUCUGCGGACGACGAGGACUUGGCCACUCAGAGUGGUCGGGAGUGA